CCGGUAUUUCAGCAGGGCCUUCGGCAUCUGGUCCAAACAGAACAUGGUAACACAGACGUUCAUCACCAACCUGAUCUCCCACACUGAGGCGGAGCACGCCUCCGGGGCCUGGCUGCUGCUCUCUAAGGUGAUCGCUUCAGCCUCCAGACUGCCCUACGAGAAGAUCCUGGACGCCUGGGACACCAUGAUCAGUUCAAAUGAUGUUCCUGUUACAACCAGCUGUCACAUCCUGUGUGUGAUGGGAGACAUCGCCAAACAUCUAAACACAGAUACCAGAGACAGGAUAAUUGAUGAUCUCAUGUCUUGGUUGAAGACCUUCUCUUUGCCUCUGGAGGUGAUCUGUGCCGCUGUGGAGACUCUCUAUCAGCUCGGCCGGAGUGAAGAUAUCAAACAGACUCAG
Notothenia coriiceps (black rockcod) is the source of this 400-nucleotide messenger RNA. Its product is annotated as condensin-2 complex subunit D3-like. Gene Ontology annotation, biological process: mitotic chromosome condensation; meiotic chromosome condensation. The transcript is spliced from 3 exons. The annotation marks the transcript as partial. NCBI's taxonomy places the organism in Eukaryota, Metazoa, Chordata, Actinopteri, Perciformes, Nototheniidae. Gene Ontology annotation, cellular component: condensin complex; condensed chromosome, centromeric region. The record is from RefSeq and is a predicted model, not a curated record. Gene Ontology annotation, molecular function: histone binding.